Molecule: messenger RNA, 1969 nt
Organism: Tripterygium wilfordii
Lineage: Eukaryota; Viridiplantae; Streptophyta; Magnoliopsida; Celastrales; Celastraceae
Product: DEAD-box ATP-dependent RNA helicase 10
Exons: 14
Coding region: 266-1591 (441 amino acids)
Molecular function (GO): ATP binding; nucleic acid binding; RNA helicase activity
Source: RefSeq, a predicted model, not a curated record
CCCGCUCGAUAAAUCGUUUCACAAUUAGACAUUCGGAGUUCAGACUAGGAGUCGUAAACCCUAAUUCUUGUCUUCUCCCGCACGCCGGUGGUGCCAGCCGUUCUCUCUCAAAAUCCUGUGUGAAUUAAGAAAGCAAGGACACCUGUGAUAAUUCAAGGGAUUGUGCUUGAAUUUAAACCAAUAUAACCCAAACCAUCACCGUCCUCCGAUAUUUCUUCGCUCCCCAGCCUCAGCUUCUUCGCGUGCGGCUGCCUGUUGGUACUGUAUGGUAGUUGUCGAAAAUAGCAUGGAAGAGAAGAGUAGUGAAGAGAUUACCACGUUUGCAAGCCUCGGGAUAUGCGAGCAGUUGGUAGAAGCUUGCGACAACUUAGGAUGGAAAAACCCCAUGAAAAUCCAGGCUGAGGCCAUUCCUCAUGCCUUACAAGGGAAAGACUUGAUUGGACUGGCACAAACUGGCUCGGGUAAAACAGGAGCUUUCGCACUUCCAGUGCUGCAAGCCCUGUUGGAUUCUCCACAAGCUUUUUUUGCUUGUGUACUCUCUCCGACACGGGAGCUUGCUCUGCAGAUUGCUGAUCAAUUUGAAGCUUUAGGAUCAGGCAUCGGUGUCAAAUGUGCAAGGCUGAUUGGAGGAGUAGACAUGAUGCAGCAGACUAUAGAACUUGGAAAGCGGCCACACAUCAUUGUUGCAUCACCAGGGCGUCUUGUCGAUCAUCUCUCCAACACCAAAGGGUUUUCUCUCCGGACAUUGAAGUAUUUGGUUUUAGAUGAGGCAGAUAAGUUACUGAAUGAUGAGUUUGAGAAAGCCAUGGAUGAAAUAUUGAAUGUUAUCCCCCGUGAGCGUAAAACAUACCUAUUUUCUGCGACCAUGACCCAGAAGGUGCGGAAGCUUCAGCGUGCUUGUUUAAAAAAUCCUGUAAAGAUUGAAGCAGCAUCUAAAUAUUCGACUGUUGACACACUGAAGCAGCAGUAUCGUUUUAUUCCUGCUAAACACAAGGAUUGCUAUCUUCUAUAUAUUCUGAUUGAGAUGCAUGGGUCCACGUCAAUGGUGUUUACUAGAACUUGUGAUGCAACUCGCUUGUUGGCUUUGAUGCUUCGUAAUCUUGGUUUAAGGGCAAUUCCAAUUAGCGGUCAGAUGAGCCAGUCAAUGAGACUUGGAGCCUUAAAUAAGUUCAAGGCAGGUGAAUGUAAUAUUCUUAUCUGCACUGAUGUGGCUAGCAGAGGACUUGAUAUCCCAUCUGUGGAUAUGGUAAUUAAUUACGAUAUACCAACAAAUUCUAAGGAUUACAUUCAUCGAGUGGGAAGAACUGCUCGUGCAGGACGAUCUGGGGUUGCAAUCUCACUAGUUAAUCAAUAUGAAUUGGAGUGGUACUUACAGAUAGAGAAGCUUAUUGGCAAAAAGCUACCAGAGUUUCCUGCACAACAGGAAGAAGUCCUGCUAUUAUUGGAGCGUGUUUCAGAAGCUAAAAGAAUAUCUCAAAUGAAAAUUAAAGAAACUGGGAAGAAAAGAAGAGGUGGGGGAGAUGACGAUGAUAACAUUGACAGAUUCAUUGGUAGCAAGGACAAGAGAUCAUUCAAAAAGUUGAAGAAAUGAGGUUGGCGUUGUUGGCUGCGAACUUUUUGUUAUUGUUUUUGUGCAUGAUAUCUAUCCAUGACCUUAAGUCAUUCUAACAUUUUGUUCCCGGUUCUGAUGUUUUUUAUCUGCGGGUUUUGGUCGGAUUCUUUGAAAGAAAUUACGAGGUUGUUUUGGGUCUUUAGGAAAUUUCACUCGGGUGAGCCAUACUUUUUUUCUUUCUUUCUUACCCGUGUCGGGCCUGUCCUUAUGCACUUUUUCACCAGGCGAUGGAGUUGCAAGCCUGCAUCUACAAUUUAUGUAGGACUCUCAAGAUGACAUGGGGCUGUCAGAUGGAGAGAUGCAUUGCAUUAGUUGAAGUUCAUGACAAUAAGUUACAUAAGAGUACACUUUCGUCUU